This is a messenger RNA of Anguilla anguilla (European eel), 5060 nucleotides long. It is a transcript of the gene gdap2, whose product is annotated as ganglioside induced differentiation associated protein 2. The transcript has 15 exons. Bases 370 to 1878 code for a protein of 502 amino acids. NCBI's taxonomy places the organism in Eukaryota, Metazoa, Chordata, Actinopteri, Anguilliformes, Anguillidae. The record is from RefSeq and is a predicted model, not a curated record.
UGGUGGAACCGGACUUUAAAAUUUUAUUUUGCAAUCAUGUGCUAAGAAAAUGCAAGUAACGCAUUUCCAGAACUGCCACAAAGACGUAGCUGCUACUUGCUUUGUUUCAAGAGAACUAGAGUAACUGUUGGCUUACCAUUGUGAUUUUGCGGAGGAUUAACUAACGUUAGCUAGCUUGCUACUUAUCGAUAGCUUAAUUAGCUUUUUGGCUAGCUGCCUGCGUUUGUUUUGAGGAACUGAACUGGGAACCAGGUACAUGUGACAUGACCCAUAUGGCCUAGAAAAGGAGGCAGACUGCACUGAGCUACUGAAGUCUUCCGCCGUCGGCCCUGCGUUGGCUCCCAGUCGGCUCCGCGCAGGCCUAGCGCUAUGGAUCCCCUGGGAGCUCGUUCGCAGAUCGUGGACGUCCAGACUCUGCCCAGCUGGGACCAGCCUUACGAGGGGGGCAAGGAGGGGGAGGCGCGCCCCGGCGGCAAAACUGGCGAUCUGACCGAUGGUCAGAACUGCCUGCAGGGAGCAGUCACCUCGCCCUUCCCCUUCAGAGAUGACAUCAACAGGAAGAUUGUGCUUUUCACUGGAGACGUGGCACUGUUGAACUGCACGGCGAUCGUCAACACCAGCAACGAGAUGCUGUCGGACAAGAACCCCAUCUCAGACAGCAUCCACAGGCACGCCGGGCCCGAGCUCAGAGAUGAGCUGCCCAAGCUGAAAGGCUGCCGCACAGGGGAGGCUAAGAUGACCAAAGGCUUCAGCCUCGCGGCUCGCUUCAUCAUCCACACGGUGGGACCCAAGUACAAGGCCAAGUACAGGACGGCUGCCGAGAGCUCUCUGCACAGCUGCUACAGGAACGUCAUGCAGAUCGCCAAGGAGCAGGCCAUGGCAUCGGUGGGAUUCUGUGUGGUCAGUACAGCCAAGAGAGGCUACCCGCUGGAGGAUGCUACUCACAUAGCACUCAGGACUGUGCGCAGGUUUCUGGAGAACCACGGAGAGAGUAUAGAAAUGGUGGUGUUUGCUGUGACAGAGGUGGAGGAGCCUGUGUACAGGAAGCUGCUCCCCCUCUAUUACCCGCGCUCGGAGGAAGAGGAGCACGCCAGCCUGCCUCUUCUCCCGGGCGACAUCGGGAACGCCGAGGGCGAGCCUGUGGUCCCCGAGCGACAGAUCCGAAUCACGGAAAAGCCAGGCACCCUGGAAGAGGACUCUGAGGACGACUGCCUGGAUUUGGACCUGGGUUUGGUGGGCACGCACGCGUUCGCCCGGAUGGAGGGUGACGUAGACAAACAGCGACGGCUCGUUCUGCAGGGCCAGAUGUCCGAGGCGUCCUUACAGAAACAACACCAGAGAAACUACAGCCGCUGGCUGUGCCGGGCGAGGGCGGAGGACCUGUCUGACGUAGCGGCGCUUAAAGCACUGUAUCAGACCGGAGUGGACAUCUGCGGGCGGACGGUCAUGGUGCUGGUUGGGAGGAACAUCCCCGUGUCCCUGAUAGACAUGGAGAAGGCUCUACUCUACUUCAUUCACGUAAUGGAUCACAUUGCGGUCAAGGAGUAUGUGAUGGUGUAUUUCCACACGUUGACCGGAGAGCACAACCACCUGGACUCGGACUUCCUCAAGAAGGUCUAUGACAUCGUUGACCCAAAGUUUAAGAAGAAUCUAAGAGCAUUCUACUUUGUACACCCCACAUUCCGUUCCAAGGUGUCAACGUGGUUCUUCAGCACCUUCAGUGUGUCUGGCCUGAAGGAGAAGAUCCAUCACGUGGAGACCCUGCAGCAGCUCUUUACCUGCAUCGUCCCUGAGCAGAUCGACAUCCCACCUUUUGUCCUGGAGUAUGACGCGAGAAUGAACGGUCCGUACCGCCCGGCCCACUCCUCAGGCCUAUGAAGAAGCAUGGCAUACGACCCCAGGACCGGGUCGCACACUGGUUGUGAUUGGGUCUUCAGUUGCCCAAUGACGGCGCAGACGUUCAGUGCCCGAAAGUAUGCUUUAGACUGUAGCCAAGCUACAGCCAGAUGUACAGUACAAGUAGCUGCUGCAGGUAUUACCCUGGCCCUGAAUCUACUUCCUCUGUCACCAGCAAGCCUGCAAGAACCUGUCUGCUGUCUACAGGGUCUGUACGGGGAAUCUGCCUUUAUUUUACUGCCUGAGUACAAUCGGCGUGUAUGGAGCCAUAGAACCUUCCCUGGAAUCUCGUGCCGGAACAUUUCGAGGCUGCGCCACAGCUGUGUCUUAAAGCUCCCAGACUAUGCCCGUCUCUGUGAAGGUGCCAGUCUUGGUGUGGGUACGUUGUGAGUGUGGCUGUUUCUGCCAUCCGCUGGUCCCUUUGUGCCGGAAGCCAUUACUCUGCACGUCCAGGAGCCGUCUGUCGCGGCAGACGUCUCGCUCGCCUGUCGAGCGUUACUUGAGCCGCUGGUGUAUGCAGUGCCCCCCCCCCCCCCCCCCUUUUUGAGAUUCCCACGCACGUGUUCCGGAUGUCAGUCAUCUUUGCAAAUAUUCCACGAGUUGGGCAUUUCUAAAUAGGUGAUGCUACAUGUCUGUCCUUAAACCUCACCCCUUACCUGUGCAAGUAAACGAUUGAAGCUCUCUGUGUGUUUUGAGUUGAUUUUGUGUUGCCUUCACAGACUGUAAUCUUGCCAUUAAAGGUGGAAGAGUUGUGCAGAAUAUUUUUUGGGCGUGUAAUGUUGGAACCAUUGCUCAUCCCUCAGGUGAACCCUUGUUCUCACGGGACGGUUCUGAGGUCCUGGAGGUCCUUUGUUGUGCCGUACCUGCAAGGAAACAGACUAUAAACAUGCAAAACAGGGCAGUUUAGGGCCUAGUGCCACAGUACUGCCAGGCAUGCACACAUGCACACAGACGCACACACAUGCACAUGCAUGCACGCACACGCACACGCACACACAUGCAUGCACGCACACGCACACACAGCACCAGUAGCAGUAAUCAACGUACACUUCUGGAUUUUAUCACAGGCCUCGUAUCUAGGGCUUUGUGACAUUUCCUUUGAAUUCACUGGCUGAUCACUGUCACUGAAGAGGAUGUGCUGUUAGCAUGCCCUUAUUUGUGUUUGUAUUGUUUGGGUAUAAUCUAUUGUGCACAAGGUCACAGAUGUAGCUGUGCGCUUUUCCCUCACAAGUUGGUUGGUAUGUAUGUAUGUGUGUGUGUGUGUGUGUGUGUGUGUGUGUGUGUGAGUGAGUGAGAGAGAGGGGGGAUCUGCACAUGUGGCACUGUCCAGCCAAAGUCCACAGGUCCAGUUAUCUUUGUAAAUGUGCUUAAUGCUAUCACUGUUGUACUGUGGGUGGGUGGGUGGCACAGCACACAAAGUGUUUCUGACAUUUAAGUUGUAUAACAUUUUCAUGAGCACACUGCAUUACAGCACUGACAAGCAGUCACCCAGAAUAUAUAGCCAGUUAUGACAUGUAACACAGAGUAAAAUUGGUGUGUUCCUCUAUGGGUUAUGAAUUAUUCUGUACAUGUUAACGGAAUAGCUCGUGUAUGUUGAAAGUAUUUAUUUUUAUUUUUUUUGGCGUCAGCUUGAUCACACUCAUUAAUCAUCCAUUAAUCAUCACUCACCUUCACAAUAAUUUGAAAUCGGAAUUUGCACGUUGUUAAAUUUAGCUUUUGCUCUUUUGUUUUGGCUUUUCGGCAAAGUCAAAAAAAAAAAAAAAAACAUUUGUAGAUUAUUACUUGUCUGGUCUGUUUUUUUAAUGGUUAUUUAUUGGUAUUUAUGUUUUAUAAUGAAUAAAAAUGAAAGGUGUUAUGGUGCUGGGACUGACACAGUUGUCCAUGAGCUUUUCUGUGAAUGCUCGGAGGGUUGUUCGUGGCACAGGAGUGAAUUCAAAGAGAUCAAUGGUACGUAAUGUAAGUGCUGACAAACUGGUUUUCUGUUUUUAAUAUUAAGCGUUGUAUUCAAAAUGGAAAAACAUGUUUUAUAUGGAUAUCUUAUAUAUAAAGUAUCUUAUAUGGGCUCCCUCCGUUCAAAUGGGUGUUCACUUGGUGUUCAUUUCAUUUCAGUGGUGUGUCUUAUAUCUGAGGUAUAUGCUGAAUUACAGUAGUUCUACUGAUUUACUGAAACUGAGCGGGUUUUUCAUAUUUUAAGUGUGUGAUUGUGAUUGUGCAGACUCGUCCAGGCUUUCAUUUUGUUCUGCCCGUUGCACCCCCACCCCCAGCCCAACCCCAACACCAAGCCCCCCAUAAUAAAUGUGCAUAGUCUGUUGCAUUAAAUUAGAGCACACAAUUGCAGUGCUGUUGUAGAAGACUCUUUUUAAACACAUGCCCCGUGUCAUUUUUUCCUCUGAGAAUUGUAUAAUUAUUCGAGUUCCCUGCUGCAUCGGGUGUAGCUCUUUCUCUGAAGCUACUCCAAAACAGGGCAACUUCACAUUCCACUUCAGAUCACGACGCAUCAAAAAGAAAAAUGGAGGCUUCAAAAUCCAAAACUGGAAUCCUUGAGCCAGUUGUUUUUAGUGUACGUGUUCAUACAGAUCACGCUGAUCAAUAUUAUUGUAGCCAGAAUUAAUCGUAGCCUGUAUGUUUCUGGUAUCCAGUGUUUAUUUUGUCUUUACUGUUUCUGUCUGAUAACCCUUUCCUUGCCUGAGAUAUCAUGCAUCUCAGGGGACAGAAGACCCUUGUAAAUGGAGUUUGCUCAGAAGAAUUUGCUGUACUCUGAGUCGGAGGUUCCCAGUCCUGUUCCUGGAGGUCUGAUUUCCUGUAUCUUUUCACUCUGAUUCCAACAAAACCAUACCAUAAACAGCUAGAGAUCUCACUGAGCUGCUAAGUAAUAGAAUGAGGUGUGCCAAAUUAGGGUUGAAAUGAAAACCUAUGGGUCGGUAGAUCUGCAGGAGGAGGGUUGGAAAGCCCUCCUCUAAAUGCUUGUUUAUCUAAUCUGUGGUAUAUUUCUAUUUCACGAGAGGCUGUACUCAAGGCAUUUUUGUGUAAAUGAAAUUCACGAUCAGAGAUUUGGUGGUUUUUUUCUGUGUCCCAUACAGAAGAGUUGAAAGACAUUUUCUGAAAUAAAAACUUUUUCAUGUAUAAAAUGUGAAAAUAAAGAUUUUUUUUAUUUAUUAAACCAU